AUGGACAAGGAAGGCGGAAAAUGGUCCUUUCGGGCGGACUCUGCCCACCUGCCUGCCUGCCGUGCUGGCUUUGAAGAUGGAGAGAGUGGGCCGGGAGCCAAGGAACGCAGCGACCUCCGGGACCUGGGGACAGCCCUCGGGUACAGCCAGCAGGAACAGGGCACCUCGUCCUACAGCAGCAGCAGCUGGAUUCUGCCGACAACCUGCCGGCGUGGGAAGCAGAUGCUCCUUCAGAGCUCCCGGAAGGCACGCAGCCGGCAGACACGUGGCCCGGACCCUGCAGGCGAGUAUCAACCCAGCCGGCAGCCUGCACAUACCGCCUGCCACACGUACCGCCCUGCCACGCACACCGCCCUGGCAGCCUGCGCCUACCGCCCUGCCACGCAUGCUAAGCUGCCCUCCUGGCUGCUCUUGUCCUUGGUCCAGCGGCCUGGGGUGGAGCUGGCCUGGGCCCCCGUAAUCCGAGGCUGCUUCCUUCUUCCAGGUGUUAACUGUCUUGCCUAUGAUGAAGCCAUCAUGGCUCAGCAGGACCGAAUUCAACAAGAGAUUGCUGUGCAGAACCCCCUGGUCUCGGAGCGGCUGGAGCUCUCGGUCCUGUACAAGGAGUAUGCUGAGGACGACAAUAUCUACCAACAGAAGAUCAAGGACCUCCACAAAAAGUACUCGUACAUCCGAAAGACCAGGCCCGACGGGAACUGCUUCUACCGAGCCUUCGGCUUCUCGCACCUGGAGGCGCUGCUGGAUGACAGCAAGGAGUUGCAGAGGUUCAAGGCUGUGUCUGCCAAGAGCAAAGAAGACCUGGUGUCCCAGGGCUUCACCGAGUUCACAAUUGAGGAUUUCCACAACACGUUCAUGGACCUGAUCGAGCAGGUGGAGAAGCAGACCUCAGUAGCCGACCUGCUGGCUUCCUUCCACGACCAGAGCACCUCGGACUACCUGGUGGUCUACCUGCGGCUGCUCACCUCUGGCUACCUGCAGCGGGAGAGCAAGUUCUUCGAGCACUUCAUUGAGGGUGGGCGGACUGUCAAGGAGUUCUGCCAGCAGGAGGUGGAGCCCAUGUGCAAGGAGAGCGACCACAUCCACAUCAUCGCGCUGGCCCAGGCCCUCAACGUCUCCAUCCAGGUGGAGUACAUGGACCGCGGCGAGGGCGGCACCACCAACCCGCACAUCUUCCCCGAGGGCUCCGAGCCCAAGGUCUACCUUCUCUACCGGCCUGGACACUACGACAUCCUCUACAAAUAGGGCUGGCUCUGCCCGCCGCUGCCCUGCUGCCCUCCCCUCUGCCAGGCACUAGACAUGUACAGAGGUUUUUGUGUGGUUGUAAAUGGUCAUAUUUCACUCCCCCUUCCCUGUCAUACAACCUUCCACGUUUUAUUAAAGGGGAUGCUGGUGGUGAGCCCUGUGUGCGUGUCCCUGCUCUGCUGCUGCCCGCCUGGAUGCUCUGUGUCUGGCUGACCCCUCCCCCAGGUGGGUUCCUCUCGGCCUUUCACCUGUCCGCCCCCCAAGCCUCCCCAGCAGUUUUGAGGGGCUAGGCCUCUUGGGGCCUCCUCCUGUUUAUUGGGAUUCUGCCUCCCUCCCCUCCUUAGCUGGCCCAAGAAGUUCUUUGGGGACUUACCAGGGGCCUAGGACCAUCAAGGCUUCAAGCUGCCCCCUCAUAGGUCCUCCUCCGUCCUGCCAUCUUGGCCAGGGCCCCAGACCCCAGCUGCCUGCUUUCCAUCAGGGGUCUGCAUGUCAGAGCACUGGGUGGAGAGGCCAACACGAUGGUGGGAUCUGGCUCAGUAGGCGGAGGAGCUAGGAUACCUCUAGUGCACCCCAGGUGACCCCACCCUGGUAGGGGCGGGCAGCCUUCACGCCUCUGCUUGGUCAGGUCCCCUGGCAGGACUUGCCAGGCUGCCACUCCCCUGCCCACCCCAGGCCCCCUGCCUGUGCCUGCUUUGCACCCCCUUUGCUUCAGCCACGGUGUCUGCAUUGCUUGCCUUUUUGCCUUGACUUCCUUUCCUCCCCCACCCCAGCACAUGUAGGGGCUGAAUCCCCAGGCUGUGAACUCCUUGGGGGGCAGGCCCUCAAUAAAUGUGAAGUACUGCCCA
Messenger RNA from Myotis brandtii (Brandt's bat), 2087 nucleotides. It is a transcript of the gene OTUB1, whose product is annotated as OTU deubiquitinase, ubiquitin aldehyde binding 1. Lineage: Eukaryota; Metazoa; Chordata; Mammalia; Chiroptera; Vespertilionidae. Bases 1 to 1242 code for a protein of 413 amino acids. Gene Ontology annotation, molecular function: cysteine-type deubiquitinase activity; ubiquitin binding. Gene Ontology annotation, biological process: negative regulation of double-strand break repair; protein K48-linked deubiquitination. The transcript has 8 exons. Gene Ontology annotation, cellular component: nucleus. The record is from RefSeq and is a predicted model, not a curated record.